Molecule: messenger RNA, 2155 nt
Organism: Exophiala oligosperma
Lineage: Eukaryota; Fungi; Ascomycota; Eurotiomycetes; Chaetothyriales; Herpotrichiellaceae
Exons: 2
Coding region: 103-1983 (626 amino acids)
Biological process (GO): positive regulation of actin filament depolymerization; actin filament depolymerization
Cellular component (GO): cortical actin cytoskeleton
Molecular function (GO): actin filament binding
Source: RefSeq, a predicted model, not a curated record
AACGCAUCGAACAUCGUUUCGCAUUCAACCACUUGCUCCCACCUCAUACAAGAGUCAAAGCCCUUGCUAACUCGUUGCCCUUGCCCUACUAGAUGCGGCGAAAUGUCUCUUAUUGCUGAUGGCAUAUUUGCCGCCUUACCUACGACUACGAGAGGGCAACCUACCCCGCUGUCUGCAGACUCAAAAGGCGAACGAAUAGCCUACGCCUCGAACAAGUCAAUCUUCCUGAGGUCGAUCGACGAUCCUGCCAUAUCUACACAGUAUACGCAACACACAGCCGCAACAACAGUCGCCCGAUUUGCACCAUCCGGUUUCUACUGCGCUUCAGGCGAUGCUUCAGGAAUUGUCAGGGUGUGGGACUGUUCACCGAAUGGUUCAGGGGCCACAAAAGGAGAAUAUGCCAUUAUAUCUGGGAGGAUCAAUGAUAUUGCCUGGGACGGCGACAGUCAACGCAUAAUAGCUGUUGGCGACGGAAAACAACGUUACGGACACUGCGUGACUGCGGAUUCAGGCAACACGGUAGGAGAAAUCAGCGGGCACUCUGCGCAGGUCAACGCAGUUAGUAUUCGACAGCAACGGCCAUUGAGAGCCGCAACAGCCGGUGACGAUAAGAACCUGGUCUUCUACCACGGAGCACCUUUCAAGUUCAACGAUAUUCCAGGCAGAGGCAACCAUACUAAUUUCAUAUAUGGCGUGGCUUUCUCACCCGAUGGAAGUCAUCUACUCAGCGUUGGUGGUGAUAAGAAGAUCUAUCUGUACGAUGGCAAAACAGGAGAGGCGAAGACGGAGAUUGUCGACAGCUCAGAGGGGCACAAGGGCAGUAUCUUUGGUGUUUCAUGGUCGAAGGAUUCGAAGAAUUUCGUCACGUGCUCCGGCGACCGUACCGUCAAGACUUGGGACGUAGAGGCAGGGAAAGUAACGCACACAUGGACUUUUGGCGAUGGCAUUGCUAUUCCAGAUCAGCAAGUUGGCGUGGUAUGGCCUUCGGGCAGGGCAGAUGGCUUGAUCAUUUCGCUAUCGCUUAGCGGAGACCUUAACUAUCUGAACACAAAUUCGAGUAAACCGACGAAGGUUCUCUCUGGACAUCAGAAGAAUAUCACAGCACUCACCUCCUUAGGCGAGGCCGGCAGUGAAACGCUGUGGACGGGAAGUUACGAAGGUCGUCUUUGUGCAUGGGAACCUGCAAACGGAACUGCAGAAACCAUCGAAGGUGAUGGACAUACGAAUAUUAUUUCUGGGCUUGCUGCAACGUCCACUGGCAAGCACCCUCAAAUUUUCUCAGUGGGUUGGGAUGACUCGCUCAGGACCGUCGAUGCCGGCGCAAAGACCUUUACUGGGAAGGCGACUCAAUUAUCUUCACAGCCAAAAGCCUUGACCUGCACCUCGGAUUCAUUGGUCGUUGUUGCUCAGCUGGAGAGUGUAAUUGUGUACAGAGACGGCGAAGAAGACGGAGAGCUUCCGCUCAAGUCCACACCGACAUCUCUCUCGUCAUCUGGAAGCACGGUUGCCAUCGGUUCUGAGGAUUCGAGCUUGCGGUUGUUUUCUGUGACACCUGGGAAGGCACCAAAACAGACCGCAGUUGUCGAAAAAGUCUCCGCCGCUCCUUUGACAGCAAUAUCCUUUUCUCAGGAUGGUUCCAUGGUCGCUGUCGGCACAGCAGCUGGCAAGAUCUAUGUUUACAAGAUAAGUAGUGGAGUUACAGGUCUUGUGACAGGCACGGCAAACCUUGAUCUUGUGAUAGACCGUUGGAGUGCUCAUACAGGCAAAAUCACAUGCAUCGCAUGGAAUCCAGAGGGUACAGGUGCUGUCUCAGGAAGUCUUGACACCAACAUAUUUGCUUGGAGCCUCAGAGAGCCCGGGAAACGAGUGAAGGAGACCAACGCUCACAAAGAAGGGGUUAAUGGUCUUGUUUGGCUCGGUGAUGCAGUUUACAGCACUGGCGCAGAUGCUACAGUGAAGAAGUGGAAGGUCCAGAUAGUUUAGGUUAGGUUAGAACAUCCCUGAAACAACCUGGGCGUCUGAUGGUAGAAAUGGAUUACGAUCAUGAGGCUCUGAAUGCAGCGUCCUUUGUGUCCAGGCGCAGACUGAUUGAUUGCCAAAUGCGCGUUGAUCCAGUUUGCUUUCUUUGUCUUCUGGUUCAACCAUGUACAAUAAG